AUGUCCUCGACUCGCCAAACUCCCAAAUCAGGAGCGGACAGAAAGGGCAAAAAGACGCUGCGUCUAGAAAAAGCUCAUCAAGAAAAGGAACAGGGCAAUGAAGCCUUCAAAAGAGCCAAUUAUCCCAAAGCUGUAGAGUACUAUGGCAGGGCUAUGGACUUGGACCCAAAAGAGGCUGUGUACGUGAUAAACCGAGCUAUGGCUUAUUUGAGAAUGAGGGAAUGGGAUAAAGCUGAAAAUGACUGCACAACAGGCUUACAGCUUCAUCCAGAUAAUGUGAAAGCUCUUUGGAGACGAGGAAUCGCCAGACGGGAACAAGAUAAACUAAAAGAGGCCAAAAAAGAUUUAGAUCACGCUUUAGAAUUAGAUCCGAACAAUCAAGCGGUAAAAAUUGAAUUGGAGAAGGUUUUGAAUGCUUUGGGCGUGCAAAAGGCGGAAGAGUCCAAUUCUCAGACUGAAAUAUCUUUGCAACAAUCCAUUGGUGUCUCCCGUGAUGAAUCAAAAGAUGCGGGAAAAAUCCCACGUCGCCGAUUAGAUAUUGUCGAAGUAGAUGAUGAAAGUGAUCGUGACACUAUAUUACGAGAUAGCGGUGACGCUAAAACUAACAUCACCAAUAAUGAACUAUUAAAAAAACAGACCGAGGUUGAAUCAAAGGUACCAGACGCCAUCACGAUCAACCCAUCGAAAAUCUCUUUAAAGGAUCAAAAAAUCCCAACAGCAGCAGUAGUAAUAGACCACCACCAACAGAUAAAAAAACCCGAGCAUCUAUUAGAAAACAUCAAAACUCCACGUACGGCUAUAGAAUUCGAACAAGAAUGGCGAAAAUAUUCAAAAGAUGACGAGUGUUGUUACGCCUUUUUAAAGGCAAUUCCGCCAGCCUCCUUUCCAGACAUGUUUUCGGAAUUUUUUGAAGCUGAUUAUCUAUCACGUAUUAUUGUUAUUUUGAAGGAUAUUUAUUUGGUACGUGAUACUAUUGAUCUCGUGUACGACACUUUAUACCAUUUAAGUCAAGUCGGUCGAUUCCAAGUGGCCUUGCUAUUUCUGGAAAAUGAAAAUCGAGCAGGCGACACUGACCGAAUUGUUCCAGAAAAUGGUAUCCAAAUCGGAUGA
Messenger RNA from Ambispora gerdemannii, 1110 nucleotides. Lineage: Eukaryota; Fungi; Glomeromycota; Glomeromycetes; Archaeosporales; Ambisporaceae. The record is from the annotation of a GenBank genome assembly.